AGAAGCAGCAGCCCACCUACGUCUGACCAUGUCAAUAUGACCCAAGCAAUCUUCAUUAUCUCCUAUAAAUAGCAAUGGUUUAGUAAGUUUCUCCAAGCACAAGCACAUAGAGUAGCAGCAAAGCAGCAAGAACCAACUUGCGGAAAGAAACAUGUCUCCACCUGUUAAGAUCAUCGGCCAUUACGCGAGCCCAUUCUCGCACCGCGUCGAGGCCGCUCUGCAGCUCAAGGGCGUGCCAUACGAGCUGAUCGAGGAAGACCUGAGCAACAAGAGCGAGCUGCUGCUCGCCAACAACCCUGUCCACAAGAAGGUGCCCGUGCUCCUCCAUGGCGACCGGGCCAUCUGUGAGUCCCUCGUCAUCGUUCAGUACGUCGACGAGGCCUUCGACGGGCCGCCUCUCCUCCCGGCCGACCCUUACGACCGUGCCAUGGCCCGUUUCUGGGCAGACUUCAUUGACAGCAAGCUAGUCAAGCCGUUCUGGCUGGCACACUGGACAGAGGGCGACGGGCAGAAGGCUCAGGUGGAAGAGGCCAAGCAGAACCUGGCCCUUCUGGAGGCGCAGCUCAACGGGAAGAGGUUCUUUGGUGGCGACACCGUCGGCUACGUCGACUUGGCUGCCUGUGUGUUGGGUCCUUGGCUCAGCGCGGUAGAGGAGGUGACUGGAGUGGUUGUGCUUGACGAAGACGAGUACCCUGCUCUACGCCGGUGGUCCAAAGAGUACAGUUCCUACGAAGCUUUGAAGCAAUGCGGCCCGGGGAGAGACCAGCUCGUCGCCUUCUAUACUGAAAAGAAGGAGAUGUACAGGAUGUUCGCUAAUGCAUUGUUGCAGCAAUAGUUGGGUGCCAGCUCAUUUGUAAUUUUCAUGAUCUUUUUCCUCUCUUUGUUUGUUUCCUGAAUUCCCCUUCUCCCCUCCUCACCUCUUCUGUCUUAGCUAUGUACGUACUUUGUUUAUUCUGUUUUUAAUAAAAUACAGUGGGAGAUCAUUGCUCCUCCUGAUCCCUCAAAAAAAA
This is a messenger RNA of Sorghum bicolor (sorghum), 1010 nucleotides long. Its product is annotated as probable glutathione S-transferase. Gene Ontology annotation, molecular function: glutathione transferase activity. The record is from RefSeq and is a predicted model, not a curated record. Gene Ontology annotation, cellular component: cytoplasm. NCBI's taxonomy places the organism in Eukaryota, Viridiplantae, Streptophyta, Magnoliopsida, Poales, Poaceae. Gene Ontology annotation, biological process: glutathione metabolic process. The coding region runs from base 152 to 835 and encodes 227 amino acids. The transcript is spliced from 2 exons.